CAAAAGUGUAAAUUGUUUUAAUAUUAUAGUGUAUGUGGUAAUUGAAUAUGUUGUUGAGUGCGCAAAAUAAAUCAAUAUAUUCUCGUAAUUAUGGAUAUUGAUAGUGGAAGGUCUAAUUUAAAAAUUUGGUUUAUACUAAUAUGGCUUAUGAUAAAUUGCACAAACGCUUUAAUUCCAAGAGCGUUGAUUAACAAAACGAAAAACAUAAUACCUGAUUACUACAUCAAAGAGUUACGACCACCGACUUCAAGAGGACGCCCCAUAGAAGUUGAUUUUAGUAUGAGAGUAAUGGAUAUUAACUCAAUAAAUGUUGAAGACAUGGAUUUUCGUAUGGACAUGUUCCUUAAACAAGAAUGGGUUGAUGCCCGUAUUAAAAUCCCAGAAGAACUAUUUGAAUAUGGAGAUGAUUCAAUCACUUUACCAUCGCAAUUUUUUGAUAAUCUAUGGCAACCUGAUUUGUAUUUUUUAAACUCCAAAGUAGUGGAAAUCGCAACUUUAACACACAAAUUUUCGUCUGUUACUCUAUACAAAAAUAAAACAAUUAAAUAUGCAGCUAGAAUGCAUGCUAUUGUGGCCUGUCAAAUGGAAUUUCAACAUUAUCCCAUGGAUACACAAUUGUGUCCUAUAAGUAUUGAAAGUUUUUCAUACAAUAACGAAAAAAUGAAUUUAAAAUGGUCAUCCACAGGAGUAACAGUUAGUCCUGAAUUAAAAUUAUUGCAGUAUAACAUACUGCCGAUAGAUUUGCAGGAAAAAAAUGUUUACACAGGAGAAAAAAAUGGUAAUUUCUCUAGGCUAGUAGUAAAUUUUCGUUUUGAAAGACAAAUUGGACACCACUUGAUUCAAACAUUCGCCCCAUCAACUUUAGUAGUUGUUUUAUCAUGGUUUAGUUUUUGGCUAGGUUUGGACGCUAUUCCUGGAAGAAUGACCCUUUUGGUCACGUGUCUUUUGACAUUGGUUACCAUGUUUACUGGGUUGAGAUCAGACAUUCCUGCAGUUGCAUACAUCAAGGCAUUGGAUUUGUGGAUGGCAGGAUGCAUGAUUUCGGUCUUUGCCGCCUUAGCAGAAUUUGUAAUUGUGAAAGUUUUAAAUGCAAAAUAUCAAACAAGGAAAACAAAAGAUAAAACUAUCGCUAUGGAAACUGCUAUAGCUCCUUGGUCAGGAAACACCACAAAGCACAGUUUUAGUGUUCCCAAGCAAAAUUUUCUUAAACUUUAUUGGAAAACGAAAAAAGGCAAAGAAAAGGUUUUGUGGAGAGAAAUUGAUAGAUAUUCCAGAAUUAUAUUUCCAGCUUUAUUUUUUAUAUUCUGUGGACUAUAUUGGACCAUAUUACUUAUAGGAACCACACCAGUUUUAAUUUAAUUUAAUUAAUAGUACUUUUGUUAGACAGGGAAUAAUAGUUAAAAGUUUCACUUUAGUCACUUUAACUUACUUUUACAUUAUAGUACUGAAAUACAAGUUUUAUCUAUUAAGAUAUACGUAAAUACUCACGAUAAUAAUGUUCAUUUUUCUAUAUGUGAUUGUAGGUGCAAACAACUUUCAACUAAUAGUCCUUGUAUUUUAUUUUGUAUGGUAAAUAAAACAAAAUGUCAUUUUAAACUUUUACAUUUUAGUGAAUAACAGCCAAAUGUUUAAUUGCUAAUCAACAAUAAAUUUGAAUUACAUUUUUAAAUAACAUAAAUAUAUAUUUAAAUACUUAUAAGAGGAACACUAUGUUUUAUUUCUUUACAAAUAAUUAUAUUUGUAGGUUUUAAACAAAAAUUUUAACACUAUAGUUAAAUAAACAAUUUGAGCUAAUUUAAUAAUUUGAUUUACAUAUUAUUUACAUUAAAUAUCAUCUAUUAAAUAUGUUUUACUAUAAUGAAUUGCUUAAUGGAAUAUUAGAGUAUAAAGGCAUUAAUUAAAGUUUAGUAAACAUAAUUCUUAUUAGUAGAAAAAAUUUAAAAGUACCGAUAAGUAGUCCAAUGGCAGUGUAAAUAUACAAAGUAAACAACAAUAUAAAAGCUAUGGUAAUUGGAAAUUUACGGAAAAAAAUCAGGAGCUAUUCAUUAAAAACUGGACUACAUGCAAUAAAAAACAAUUUAAAAUAGUAUAACAGAAAAACUAAUAAUACUUAUAAAAAGUCUUAAUUUAGUGCAAUUGUGAUCAACUAACCGUAUAUAGACUAUGUACAUAAUUUUAACUAUAACUAUCAAUAAUUGCAAUCUAUCACAAAGACAUUAUCUCUAUAUUAUAGACCAUGGAGCCUACAGCUCCAUGAUAAAGACAUUAUUAUGGAAUAAAAUUUGUUAUUUGAUGAGAAAAGAUUUUUAUGAAAAAUGUUUGGACACGUUAAGUAGUUUUUUAUUCAAAAUCAUAUAUUUAUAAUUUUAAAUUGUUUGCCCCCAUUAUUCUCGCCCUACUUUUAAUUUUCGAGGGUUGUGAUUUAAUAUAAAUGUGCAUAAUGUGGUAGGGGGAAAAUGGUGGUAGCAAACAAUUUAAAAUUAUAAUUAUAAGAUUUUAAAUAAAAAACUAAAAUUUACGUGUUGAGCAUUUAUAAUAAAAAAAAUCUCAUCAAACAACGAAUUUUUUUCCAGAAGUGAGAAUCACACUGUAUAUUAUAGAGUCUAUAAUAUGUUUUGUUUUUGUGCCAGCAAAAUGCAAUAAAAACACGGUUCCUUAACCAAACACUUUUGAAGCAUUUAAGAAAAAAUAUUCGAAUAAUCACCAAAAAAUCACAAUAAAUGGAGGUUGCUAUAGUAUAGUACAUAUUUAAUAUGCAUUUCAAUAUCCCAACUCUUUUAUUCUUUCUUUUAGUCAUUCCCCUGUGUCCAGCCAUUUACUUUCUUCUACGAUUUUUUCAAAGCAGUCCAUUAAAAAGAAGUA
Molecule: messenger RNA, 2862 nt
Organism: Brassicogethes aeneus
Lineage: Eukaryota; Metazoa; Arthropoda; Insecta; Coleoptera; Nitidulidae
Source: the annotation of a GenBank genome assembly